AGGAACUAAGGAGCGCGACCUCUCGCGCGGGGAACCGCGAAGGAAAGGUGGCGAUCCCAAGCGUGUGGCAACCGGAACCUCUCUCCGCAGCUUCCCGCCUUCAAAAGAGAGACACCUUUGCUUCUUUCCCCCCUUUCCCCCCCUUCCCCUUCCAAGGCCACCUCGCGGCUUCUGAGAUCUCUGCGAUUUGAAGCCAAACGAAACUAAAGGCAAAACGGUUUGGGGUCGGAGGGAGGCGGGGGGCCCUAGGGGCGGAGUGGGAAGCAACCCACCGAAAUGGAGGUAGCUACGGACCAGCCACGCUGGAUGGCCCAUCACGCCGUGCUGAACGGGCAGCACCCGGAGACUCAUCACCCGGGACUGGCUCACAACUACAUGGAACCGGCGCAGCUCCUACCUCCGGACGAAGUGGACGUCUUUUUUAACCACCUGGAUUCCCAGGGCAACCCGUAUUACGCCAACUCGGCCCACGCGAGAGCCAGAGUUUCCUACAGCCAGGCACACGCCCGUCUGACCGGCGGCCAAAUGUGCCGGCCUCACUUGCUCCACAGCCCCGGCCUGCCUUGGCUGGACAGCGGCAAAGCGGCGCUCUCGGCGGCUCACCAUCACAACCCGUGGACGGUGAACCCUUUCACCAAGGGGCCCUUGCACCCUUCGGCGGCCGGCGCGCCGCCCGGCGCCAUCUCGGUCUACCCCGGAGGCAGCAGCGCCGCCUCGAGCGCCGCCUCGGCCUCCUCACUCACGCCGGCCUCGCACUCGGGCUCGCAUCUUUUCGGCUUCCCGCCCACGCCGCCCAAGGAAGUCUCGCCGGACCCCAACGCCGGCAGCAGCGCGGCCUCGCCGGCCUCCGCUUCAGCCGGCGGCGGCAGGCAGGAUGACAAGGAGCCCCUCAAGUACCAGGUGGCCCUGGCCGACGGCAUGAAGAUGGAGAGCGCCAGCCCGCUGCGCAGCAGCCUGGCCGCUUCCAUGGGCGCGCAGCCUUCCACGCACCACCCGAUCCCCACCUACCCUUCCUACGUGCCUGCCGCCCACGACUACGGCGGCAGCCUCUUCCACCCGGGCAGUUUCCUCGGGGGGCCCGCUUCUAGCUUCACCCCAAAGCAGAGGAGUAAAGCCAGGUCCUGCUCAGAAAGAAAUCCGGUUUCUUCGUGUUUCCAUUUAGAAGGCAGAGAGUGUGUCAACUGUGGAGCUACUGCUACGCCUCUCUGGAGAAGAGACGGUACCGGGCAUUACCUGUGUAACGCCUGCGGGCUGUACCACAAAAUGAACGGUCAAAACCGACCUCUCAUUAAACCUAAGCGGAGACUGUCAGCUGCUAGGAGAGCAGGAACCUGUUGCGCUAACUGCCAAACUACCACCACAACUUUAUGGCGACGUAAUGCCAAUGGGGAUCCAGUUUGUAAUGCCUGUGGACUGUAUUACAAAUUGCACAAUGUGAACAGGCCACUGACCAUGAAGAAGGAAGGGAUUCAGACCCGAAAUAGGAAAAUGUCCAACAAAUCCAAGAAGAGCAAGAAAGGCUCUGAAUGUUUUGAGGAACUGUCUAAAUGCAUGCAGGAGAAGUCCUCACCUUUCAGUGCUGCUGCCCUGGCUGGUCACAUGACACCAAUGGGCCACUUGCCACCCUUCAGCCACUCUGGACAUAUCCUCCCAACUCCUACUCCCAUUCACCCAUCUUCCAGCAUCUCAUUUGGGCAUCCACAUCCAUCCAGCAUGGUCACAGCUAUGGGAUAGAGUUUAAUGACUCUUACAGACUUCCAGAACUGGGCUUGGCCUAAGAGGACAGGAAGGAAAGACUUUGCCCAGGAAAGAAAAUAUAAGGAAGAAAGAAAGGAAAAAGUAAAAGGGGAUUUUGUUCCAGUAGAAUUCAACUCCUAGUGCUAAAUGGAAACUUUGCAAUGAUGGGUCUUCUGCAGAAAUGCUUAAUGGUGCCUGUUAUGCACUUUGCUCCCUCAGGUAAAAGGAGAAAGAGGAACUCAUCUGUUUGAUACGAUACCUGCUUGUCCCAGUGGAAAGGAAGGGUGGCCAAAGUAGUGAAAGAAACUAGAGCCAGCUUUCCUCUCUCUUUGUUCAUUACUGUGAAUAUUGUAAAGCGAUUAACCAUCUCCUGAAGCAGAGGAAGUUCAGUAGUAGCCAUCCUUGCUGGAUUUCUACCAUGGAUUGUGUUUUGUGGGGAGGAAAAAUGGACAACUUUAUUAAAAAAAAAAAUCUACUUUUUAAGGAACCAGUCACAUAAAAAAACAAUUAUUUAUUUUGCUCUUGUGCUCCAGAAAGAGCUUCAAAACUCUUGCAUGAAUUUAUGGAUUUUUUGUUUUAUUUUUAUUUUGUUAAAGAAACAUGCAACCUAGUAGAAAACAGUUUUUUUUCCUAAUUAUUAU
Messenger RNA from Thamnophis sirtalis, 2378 nucleotides. The record is from RefSeq and is a predicted model, not a curated record. NCBI's taxonomy places the organism in Eukaryota, Metazoa, Chordata, Lepidosauria, Squamata, Natricidae.